Molecule: messenger RNA, 1905 nt
Organism: Drosophila innubila
Lineage: Eukaryota; Metazoa; Arthropoda; Insecta; Diptera; Drosophilidae
Product: homeotic protein ultrabithorax
Exons: 4
Coding region: 143-1282 (379 amino acids)
Biological process (GO): anterior/posterior pattern specification; negative regulation of transcription by RNA polymerase II
Cellular component (GO): nucleus
Molecular function (GO): DNA-binding transcription factor activity, RNA polymerase II-specific; RNA polymerase II cis-regulatory region sequence-specific DNA binding
Source: RefSeq, a predicted model, not a curated record
AUUGUUAAAAACUUAAGCGUGUUGCUUCUCCAAAGAGAGAGUUAAAGUUGCGUAUACGAUUGUAGUGUGUGCCGCGUGCAGUUACUUUUAGUAGCUGCUGUAGCCAACCGCCAAAAUUCUCACCGCCAGCAGCAGCCACAACAUGAACUCCUAUUUUGAACAGGCCUCCGGCUUCUAUGGCCAUCCGCACCAGGCGUCCGGCAUGACAAUGGGCACGGGCGGUCAUCACGAUCAGACGACGGCCAGCGCCGCGGCGGCUGCCUACAGAGGCUUCCCGCUCUCGCUGGGCAUGUCCCCCUACGCCAACCAUCAUCUGCAGCGCACCACACAGGACUCGCCGUACGAUGCGAGCAUCACGGCUGCCUGCAACAAGAUCUACGGCGAUGCUGGCAGCGCCUACAAGCAGGACUGCCUCAACAUUAAAGCAGACGCCGUCAAUGGCUACAAGGACAUAUGGAACACGGGCGGCACCAACGGCGGGGGCGGCGGAGGCGGUGGCAACGCUGCUACCGCUGGCAACACCGCCAACGGCUCCAAUGCGCCCAACGCUGCCAACGGACAGAACAAUGCGGGCGGCGGUGGCAUGCCCGUCCGCCCAUCCGCCUGCACGCCCGACUCCCGCGUCGGCGGCUACUUGGACACAUCGGGCGGCAGCCCUGUCAGCCAUCGCGGUGGCGGCAGCGCUGGUGGCGGCAAUGGUAACGCCGGCGGCGUCGCACAGAACUCCGCCAGCGGCGUGGGCGGCGGUGUGGGCGCGGCCACAGCCUGGAAUGCCAAUUGCACCAUCUCGGGCGCUGCAGCGGCCCAAACAGCGGCCGCCAGCAGUUUACACCAGCCCGGCAAUCACACCUUCUACCCCUGGAUGGCAAUCGCAGGUAAGAUAAGAUCUGAUUUAACACAAUACGGCGGCAUAUCAACAGACAUGGGUAAGAGAUACACAGAAUCUCUUGCGGGCUCUCUUCUACCAGACUGGCUAGGCACAAAUGGUCUGAGGAGACGCGGCCGACAGACAUACACCCGCUACCAGACGCUCGAGCUGGAGAAGGAGUUCCACACGAAUCAUUAUCUGACCCGCAGACGGAGAAUUGAGAUGGCGCAUGCGCUGUGUUUGACAGAGCGACAGAUCAAAAUCUGGUUCCAGAAUCGGCGGAUGAAGUUGAAAAAGGAAAUCCAAGCGAUCAAGGAGCUAAACGAGCAGGAGAAACAGGCGCAGGCGCAAAAGGCAGCGGCGGCAGCGGCUGCGGCGGCGGCGGUGCAGGGCGGCCAUUUAGACCAGAAUUAGAAUGAAUUAAUCUGCAUGCAGAGCAAAAAUAUUGUAACAAAUAAACCAUUUACUUAACUUAAUUAAAUAUGAGUAAUAACUGUACUGUGUGGUUAUUGUACCAUCAAGGGAUAAUUUCAAAAAUGUUUUUUGAAAAGCAACCGAAAAUACGUAAAAGCAAACAGCAACAACAAAAUACAAAUAAAUUUACUAGACUCGUAAGUGACAGAUUAAAGUAGUGGCCAGAUAACAGAUCGACUUAUCUAGAUGCAUACACAUACAUUACUAUAUACGAAUACAAAUAAAUACAAAUACAAAUACAAAUUUAAUUUAAAUUAAAUUCCUCAAACAACAAAUGAAUCGAUAGAAGUAACACUAUUUCAAAAUUGUUUGCCUGCCUAAGAUUUAUGUUUAAAAUACGAGCAAAAAUUUUCAUUUUCAAAACUCAUGUUCAAAUGUUGCUCCCCUUCUUCCCUAAGACCCCUUUGUUGCUUACUGCUAUGUUUAAAUUAUUUUUUCGAAAAAUAUAUAAAAAAUACUCAAACAAAAUGUUAAAAAGAAAACAAAUUAAAAUUCUGUUGAUAUGAAUUUUUGUAAGGCGCGUUUUUAAACUAAUUGAAACUUAACAAAAAUUACUUGAAAAA